AUGUUAGAGGCGUUUGGUCGGUAUUUCAUCAAGUGGGUGCAGCGCAUUCUGCAGAACUGGACAUCCGCUGAUAUCCAAGAGGAAGCCAGAAAGUUUGGGCUGCAGCCAGACAAGCCAAAGCUGGACAAGCUGACAUUCGUGCAGAUUGAUGAGUUUUAUCCCAUCUCUCCAGACCAGCACAACAGCUUUUACCACUAUGUGAGCGAGUACUACAUCAAGGGCUUCGGCCUGGAUCCAAAGAGAGCUUUGCUGAUGGACUGCUCCAAAAUUGGCUUAGAUCUUGAUCCGGGCUACGGACCUACUGGCGAGCCGAGGGACUACGUCAAGAAGGCGCUAAAUAUGGAGGACGUCUGGCCAACCGGCGAGGUGGACCUCAGUCUGCGGACCCGGGAUCCGAGCACGCGACAGGAGCUUCUGCAGCAGCGGGUACUCCGCCAGGUUGAUCAGUGGUGCGCAGAGUAUGAGGCGAAGAUUCGCGCUUUGGGAGGCAUUGGCUUCUUCAUGGGAGGCAUCGGCCCAGACGGGCACAUCGCCUUCAACUGCCAAGGCUGUGACCAUUUCGCAACUACGCGGCUGGAUCAGCUCAACUAUGCAAGCCAAGCCGCAGCUGCGGGCGACCUCGGCGGCAUCGAGACAGUGAGAAGACGGAAGGUCAUUACCAUUGGUCUUGGCACCAUCGCCUACAACCCCGACUGUGUGGCCUUGAUCUGUGCCGCCGGUGAAGCAAAGGCUCAGGUUGUAAGAAACGCGGUGCAAGAGGCCUCGCACGUGAACUAUCCUGCCACUGCGCUCCAUCAGCUGCCCUCAGCCGCCUUUUUUGUGACCACUGGGGCAGCAAAGCUCCUAGAGCGGCGUCAGCUGGAGCUGCUGGAGAGGAUGCCGAGCAUCACUCCGAGCGUCAUAGAGCGUGUGCUUGUGUCGCUUUCCGGGCACCGCCGAAAGAAGCUGGUGGAUCUCUCCGAAGAGGAUCUGGCUUCAUGUCCCCUGGCAAGCUGUGCGGUGCGCAAAUCUGGACGGCCUUUGCAAGCCCUGGCAGAAGAGGUGAAAGAGUCCCUGAUCAGUAAGAUCGAACAGGGCUGCCGGGUCCGAGAGAACACGAAGUUCUUGCACACCGAGCCCCAUCACGAUGAUAUCAUGCUGGGCUACCUGCCGGCGGUUAUGCGCAACACGCGCGUGUCAUCCAACCAGCACCACUUUGUGUGCGCAACGAGCGGGUUUAACUCAGUCUCCAACGCCCAUAUGCUGAAGAUGCUGGCGCGCGUUGAGAGCUUCCUGGCGACGCCAACCUUUCAGCGAUUAGCGAAGGAAGGCUACUUCAGUUGCGGACCUGAGUCUCUGGACUUCCGACGCCGAGAUGUUUGGAAAUUCCUCGAUGGCAUUGCAGCCGCAGAUGACGAGCUGCGUGAUGAAGGGGCUGCAAGGAGGCUGGUUUACAAUCUGACUGUGAUCUUCGGAGACAGCGCCAGUAAUGGCGACCCCUCCAAGCUGUUAGCCCGCGUGGCAACGCUGAAGUCUUACUUCACAACUCAGUAUGCCGGCCAGAAAGAUGUCAAGGAAGUUCAAACCUUGAAAGGAGCCUGCCGGGAGUUUGAAGCUGAAUGCGUUUGGGGUUAUAUUGGCUGGCAGCUGCCCAACAUCUCGCAUUUGAGAUUGGGAUUCUACACGGCAGAUAUCUUCGCUCCGGAACCCACGCAGCAGCGGGAUGUGUUGCCCAUCUUGAAGCUCUUGAGGGAAGUGGAGCCACACGUAGUGAGCGUGGCUUUGGAUCCUGAAGCCUCGGGUCCCGACACUCACUACAAGGUACUGCAGGCAGCCACGGCAGCAUUGCAGCAGUAUGCUGAGGAGACUGGACGAGAGGACAUCACUGUUUGGGGCUAUCGCAACGUUUGGUUCCGUUUUGAGCCACAUGAAGUGAGCUCCAUCAUCCCAGUCUCGCUUCAGACUAUCUCCACCUUGAACCACAUGUUCCUGAGUUCAUUUGAAUCCCAGCGGGAUGCCGAGUUCCCGGCCUAUGAGAUCCAAGGCCCUUUCUGCGCCAUGAGCCAGCGCGUGCAGGUUCAGCAGUAUGACAUGAUCGAAACCUGCUUGGGCUACGAGUGGUUCCACAAGCAUCCCUCGCCUUUGAUCCGGGCGGCUCGUGGGCUUGUCUUCCUGCGCGAAAUGUCAGUCCAGGCGUUGUUAGCCGAGUCGCGCGCGUUGCGGCAGCAAACGGAAAACAUCUGA
Molecule: messenger RNA, 2223 nt
Organism: Symbiodinium pilosum
Lineage: Eukaryota; Dinophyceae; Suessiales; Symbiodiniaceae
Source: the annotation of a GenBank genome assembly